Molecule: messenger RNA, 201 nt
Organism: Letharia columbiana
Lineage: Eukaryota; Fungi; Ascomycota; Lecanoromycetes; Lecanorales; Parmeliaceae
Exons: 1
Coding region: 1-201 (66 amino acids)
Source: RefSeq, a predicted model, not a curated record
AUGCAUGACGGACUCGCUGGUCUCAGUACUCUGGAUGCGACUGGAAAUGCAGUGACUCUCGAAAGUUGGGACCUGGUCAGCGGAUCCACAGACUGUCUUGGUGGCGGAGGAGUGUUCGGAUCGGCACAGGACUUCUUGGCUUUAAUGAAGGCUGUGUUGGUGGAUGGUUCAAAGCUGUUGAAGGAGAAGUCAUACGAGUAA